CAAGGCGCAGCUCUCGCCUCCACCCUCAGCCAAAGAUAAAGAAGAAAGAAGAAAAGUCAUGCGCUGAUUCACACUACAUUUACAAAGCAAUAGACUUUUAGUCUUAAUUUUCCAACCCUCUUGUUGCAGUGGCUGAUUUUCCUUCAAUGGCAUUUCAUAAGGAAGAUAGCCAGGAGGACGCGCGAGAGUGUCCAGUGUGCUACGAGUGUCUGUCGGGCACAGAGAGGACUCUGAGCUGCGGACAUAUAUUCUGCCACGACUGUCUGGUCAAAACGCUGGUCAGCAUCAACAGCAGCACUCUCAGAGACACUAUUGUGUGUCCUAUCUGCCGACAUCUUACAUUCAUCGAGAAACAAAAGGAAGCGCUCGUGGCGGACAAGGAUCCAGAUGAAGUGCAGACCCUGGAGGUGCCUCUCCCGCCACCGAGACAGCUCCAGAGCGCACGGCGCCACUUCACGGACCGUUUACCGAGGGAAGUUAAUUGUAUUGCUCGCUGCUUUAGGGGAAUGUCUGAAGGAAUUCGUCGACAUAGGUUGAUUAGCCCCAGCCAUAACGCAUCUCAGAUCUUUAUCAUAAGCACUCAGGGGCGACCCAUGGCUGAAGACGAUGCGCUCAGUGUCGUGAUGACUGUGGUUCAACCCCAGCGCAGGCGAAGGCGCAGGAUUUGCACAACCGCACGAUGCCUGCUUGUUUUGCUGUCAGCAUUUACUAUACUGGCACUGGUGGCUGCAACUUUACCCUGGGUUUUGUUGGCAUAGCCCAGUGAUGUGGAUGUGGAUUAUGAAGUGCCAAUAGGAAAUGAUAAAGUGACAUUAUAGGAAACAUCGUCCCAUCCAUGGAAUUAAGUUUAUACCAGUUAGCCUAUGCGAUUUGUGAAUUAAUUUAUUUGUCUCACUGAUAAAAAUAAUCUAAUGCAUUUUAGUAAAUAAUCGAUAAACUGAAAAUGUACAAUUUAGUCAAUAUGUUAAACAAGGCAGUUUGAAACAUGGUUUUAAGAUGUGAUUAGGUACAGGGCCAGCCCAAGACUUUUGGGGGCCCUAAGCAGGAUUUGGUUUGGGGACUUUCCACAUUGUAAUGUUUUGCCACUGUACUUGGCACUAAUCCAACGUGUAUAUUGUAAAUAUUAGUUUAAACACUCAUAAUGUGCAAAUAAGCAUUUAAAGACUAAUGUGGGACCAAUUAGCAGCAAUUAAUCUUUAAAUCUGUUAUAAGCUCAAUUGUGAGACAUUUCAAGCGCUCUUGGGGGCCCUCUGGUAGCCACGGGGCCCUAAGCAGCCGCUUACUUCGCUUAUGCGUCGGGCCGGCUCUGAUAGGUAUUGUAAGUUCCUUCCUAGGCAUGUGCAUGUCCUUUAUGUGCAUUACCAAGCAACAGUCUUAAGUAAAGUAAAGGUUAAAGCCUUGACAGUUUAGUCCUUUGUUUUGCAUCCCUGUCUGUGGCAUGUUCUACUGUUUUAUGAAAAGGAAACAUGACAAUUUCAAAGCACACCCAAAAGUUUGUAAAUCCAACAAGAGUGGACUUUUGAAAUUAUAAUUUCAAACAAUAA
Messenger RNA from Perca flavescens (yellow perch), 1544 nucleotides. RefSeq names its product RING finger protein 222. NCBI's taxonomy places the organism in Eukaryota, Metazoa, Chordata, Actinopteri, Perciformes, Percidae. The transcript has a single exon. The coding region runs from base 147 to 758 and encodes 203 amino acids. The record is from RefSeq and is a predicted model, not a curated record.